GACUGUUGGUAUACGAUAAUUAAAGUGCUUUCAGAGGCAAUUUUUUUACCUCCAACGUGUGGAAUGGAGUGACGAAUGAUGGAGCAGUUGUGGGAAUAUUGAACGGGGACUCAUGGAAGGGACAAAGAGGACGAAAAAUCCAUCAACAAAAAAUCAAAAUGACCACGAAAUUGAGUUAAAUAACUAAGGAAUUGAAAUGUGAAUUGAGGGAAUUCAGACGACUUUUUUUUUCAUUUUUCAUUUUUCGAUAAAAAAAAGGUGGUGAUUGGAAAUUCUGGGGAAUAGGGAGUUAUGGAGGUCUUUUUCCGACUCUUUUUUUAUGACUGAUGGAGUAGUCGAUUUGAUAGUGGAAACGCCGCCAUUGCUGGAGUAGAAAAGCGGAAAGAAGAAGGGAAGAAAAGCAACCCCUCGCACCCCACCUACUCGGCAUCCCCCUUGGGGGAGAGCUAACCGUUUGAAAUAGUGUACGUGUGUAUGCAACAAGUUAGGGAAGAGAACUGACGCCAACUUGGAUGAAAUCGAAUCCGCAAUGUGACAUGGAUGUCCUAGCUAUAUUCUGCACACUUAUUGCUACUGUGCUGUAUUAUAAGACCUUUUAUGCUGGGUUCGUCUAUGAUGACAGACGAGCGAUUCUAACGAAUCCCGAUCUACUCCCAAACUCCCCAUGGUUUCCACUGUUGGAGAAUGAUUUUUGGGGCACACCAUUACGUGACAGCGAGUCACACGGGAGUUACCGGCCCCUCUGCGUUGCGACAUUUCGACUGAAUCAUCUUCUCGGUGGGCUCAAUCCUCGGGGAUAUCAUCUUGUCAACAUUGGCUUACAUGCUGGAUGCACGGGCCUCGUUGUGAGGGUUGCCAGAACUGUAAUACCAGGACGAUGGUUAUCGCACGCGAUCACGGGUCUGUUGUUCGCCGUCCAUCCAAUUCACAGUGAAGCUGUUGCUGGUAUAGUUGGACGUGCUGAUUUACUCGCCUGUUUCCUAACUCUCGCCUGUUUUCUCACUUACGUUGCACACUGCGAUCAAACUCGUUCACCACUCAUGCUCUUCAUAGCCCUAACGUCAUCAUUGCUAGCUGCACUUGCUAAGGAAACUGGAAUAUCCUCACUUGCUCUAUGUUUACUCUGGGAAUAUAGUCAUGGAGAGUCAAAUACGCAAAAGGAACGUGAAAGGACCUGGCCACGCAACCGUAGCGUGGGAAUCUUGUGGAGUGGUCUCUUCCUAACGAUCCUCGGUAGAAUAAAAAUUGGUAAUGCAACGACCCCGGAGUUCGCCAGUGCGGACAAUCCCACAGCUCGACAUCCCUCCCGCGUAACCCGGACCCUGACGUUCCUGUACCUCCCAGCAGCGAGCCUCCGGAUGUUCUUAUGUCCGACUACCUUGAGUUUCGAUUGGUCGAUGGAUACAAUUCCGAGGAUAAUAUCAUUGACCGAUCCAAGGAAUCUGGAGUCCGUCUGUCUGUACGUCGUGCUGGUGACAGCGGGUUUGUGGGUAGUCCAGCAGUCAAGGAUUGAGAUUUACGUGAGGAAUCGAACAAUGGAGAAGACAGGAUCGCUUGUCAGGGCGUCUUCCAAGUGCUCAGUCUGCGAUAAUCGGAAAAUUGGGGGCUGUCAUACUGAAGGCUGCAGAGUUGCCAACAACAACAAUAACAGCGAUAGCAUCGACUGCUGCUGCUCGCUGAAGCCGAGUCCUGCAUAUGCCGAGUUUGGUGCUAGAUUCGGGAGGACCAAAUCAGUGACCAUUGUCAUCAUAUCGCUGGGAUUUCUGGCGCUGCCGUUCAUCCCUGCCAGCAACCUCUUCUUCUACGUGGGCUUUGUCAUUGCUGAAAGGAUUCUGUACCUGCCAAGUGUUGGGGCUUGUCUCUCUAUUGGGGCCUGUAUUGCUGAGACCUACAGGAUUGUCAAGCAUGGCUCUAAAACUUGUGGGAAGCUUAUUCUGGGGGUCACAAUGGUUCUGCUGUUCUGCAUGGCUGCGAAGACUCUCAGGAGGAACAUCGAUUGGCAUAACGAGGAGAGUCUCUAUCGAUCUGCCCUCCAUGUCAAUCCACCCAAAGAAAAUUGGCGUAUCAUCUUACAUCCAGAAACAACUGGCUAUGCUGUGAAUAUCGUCAUAUCGUGUUUCCAGCACAAAAUUGAAAAUAAAAACUUGAAGUGA
Messenger RNA from Diachasma alloeum, 2153 nucleotides. RefSeq names its product protein O-mannosyl-transferase TMTC2 (gene Tmtc2). The coding region runs from base 513 to 2153 and encodes 546 amino acids. Gene Ontology annotation, molecular function: mannosyltransferase activity. The transcript is spliced from 6 exons. NCBI's taxonomy places the organism in Eukaryota, Metazoa, Arthropoda, Insecta, Hymenoptera, Braconidae. The record is from RefSeq and is a predicted model, not a curated record. Gene Ontology annotation, cellular component: endoplasmic reticulum membrane. Gene Ontology annotation, biological process: protein O-linked glycosylation via mannose.